Molecule: messenger RNA, 203 nt
Organism: Ilex paraguariensis (yerba mate)
Lineage: Eukaryota; Viridiplantae; Streptophyta; Magnoliopsida; Aquifoliales; Aquifoliaceae
Source: the annotation of a GenBank genome assembly
GCAAAGUACCUCAGAGGACCUCGAGCAGGAGGCAUGUUCAGUGCAAUAAACCCACUGGGGCAGAUUGUUGCAAUGCCUUCUCCAGUUUUAAGAAUAUAUUGUGGAAACAAAGCAAGCAAGCAUAUGAGAGAGCAAGAAAUCCGAGGAAGAAGAAGAUAAGAAAAACCGAGAGUUCAAGUCAUGGAGAGUUCAUCCUUGUGUAA